CACGAAUUUCGCGCUGCACGCGACCCUCCGACCACACCACACUCUUUUUCGCCUCCCACCCGCCAAUUCGCACGUCGCGACGCCUGCGGUCGCCCUGCUCCCCGGCUUGUCUCCGACGGCCGCCAACCGCUCGCAUUGCUGCUUGCCAUCCCACCACCGCCCGAUAAUGAUCUGAAGCCCUCGACACCCUGCAGCCACGUCCACUCUCACCCAUCCUCGGCGGUCUUCUUCAGCCGAGGGCCCUUCAGGCGCGUCGCCGCGGCUUAACACUUUGUAGACCGGCCGUACAGCGACACACAACACUGCAAACAUGGCUUCCGUCCAACCUGUCAACGGCAUGCAAGGCCAGGGCGGCGUUAUGCCCCUGCCAGUCGGCCUCACGAAAGAACACAUUCAGGCGACAUUCCAAAAAUACCAACAGAUGAAAAUGCAAAACGUCAGCGAAUCCGACCCCGAAUUCAUUAAGGCGCGCAACCUCCUCCAAGCCGUGCAGCAACAAACAAAUCUCCAGAAGCAGAGGCAGCGCUACCUGCUCGAACAGCAAAAGCAGCAAGCUGCUGCUCAACAACAGAACGGAAAUGGUCAAGGCUUUUCCGCCAACGGCAUCGCGGCCGCAUCUGGAGCUCAAGCAGACGGCCAAACACCUGCGACUGCCGCCCCAUCCGCAACUCAAUCUGUCCCCAGCAGCGGCACCAAUGGCAUUUCCCAACAAUCCGGAGCUACUGAAAAGCCCACCCCGGCUCCUGGUAACGCGGCGAACAACGGAUUUACGCAGCAGCAGAUGUGGAUGUUGCGCAAUCAAAUUGCUGCCUUUAAGCGCCUCUCUAGGAACAUGCCACUUCCCCUGGACAUGCAGCAGCAGUUGUUCCCUUCCAUGCAAGCCAAGAAAUCCCCGACCCCGGCCGAGGCUGUAGCCGCUGCUGGCCAGGCUCUCGAAGAUGCCUCGCAAGCUGCUACGACUGAUGCGAACAAGGAGGAAUCUAAUGCCCACAAGGGUUUCAAGACAACUACCGAUCCGUACUCGAUGUUUCCCAAGACGAUCAGUUAUGCCGACCAUGGUCUCCGCGACAGGCGUGUCAUUUUGCCAAGCAUCAUGCCGACUGGUGUCGAUGUCGAUAGACUUCGAGAAGAGCGGGACAUUAUGAUGUACAACCGCAUCCAAUCUAGGAAGGCGGAACUUGAGUCUUUGCCUGCAAACAUUGGUAUUUGGGACACGAGCAAAUCGGACGUUCCAACCGAUGAGCACUCGAAAAACCUGAAACUCAAAGCCCUUAUCGAAUACAAGAAGCUCUGUUUGUUGCCCAAACAGCGCGCUUUGAGGCAGGAGAUUGGAAAACAAAUCCUCUACGCUGACAACCUCGCAAUGACCGCCAACCGUGCGAUGUACCGUCGUGUCAAGAAGCAGUCUCUCCGCGAAGCUCGCAUUACGGAGAAGUUGGAGAAGCAGCAACGCGAUGCCCGCGAGAGCAAAGAGAAGAAGAAGCAGAACGACCAGCUCAAGGCGGUCAUCACUCGCGGCGAAGAGAUUCAAAAGGCUGCGCUCAACCAGAAGCAACGACUGCAGCGCCUUGGUCGUGCCAUGAUGCAAACCCACCAGAACAUCGAGAAGGAAGAGCAGAAGCGUGUCGAGCGCACUGCGAAGCAGCGUCUGCAGGCUUUGAAGGCCAACGACGAAGAGACUUACCUGAAGCUGCUCGGUCAAGCCAAGGAUACCCGUAUCUCCCAUUUGCUCAAGCAGACCGACGGUUUCCUCAACCAGUUGGCCGCUUCUGUCAAGGCCCAGCAACGCAGCGCUGGCGAAAAGUACGGUGCCACCGACCUCCCGAGCGACGAGGAGGAAGAGGAAGAAGACAUGGAAGAGGAUGACCCCCGCAGGAGAAGCAACAAGGUUGAUUACUACGAGGUUGCCCAUCGCAUCAAGGAAGACGUUUACGAACAGUCUAGCAACCUUGUCGGUGGUACCCUCAAGGAAUAUCAACUCAAGGGUCUGCAGUGGAUGCUUUCGCUUUACAACAACAACCUCAACGGUAUCUUGGCUGAUGAAAUGGGUCUCGGCAAGACGAUUCAAACCAUCAGUCUUAUCACGUAUCUCAUCGAGAGGAAACAACAACCCGGUCCUUACCUGGUUAUUGUGCCUCUCAGUACGUUGACGAAUUGGAAUAACGAGUUCGAGAAGUGGGCCCCCAGUGUCACCCGCAUUGUCUACAAGGGCCCGCCGCAGCAGCGUAAACAGCAGCAACAGCAGAUCCGUUGGGGCAAUUUCCAGGUCCUCCUUACCACCUAUGAAUUUAUCAUCAAAGACCGUCCGAUUUUGAGCAAAAUCAAAUGGCUCCACAUGAUUGUCGAUGAGGGUCAUCGUAUGAAGAAUUCCAACUCCAAGCUCAGUAGCACGAUCACGCAGUACUACACCACGCGCUAUCGUCUUAUUCUUACUGGUACACCUCUGCAGAACAAUCUUCCUGAGCUCUGGGCUCUGCUCAACUUUGUUCUUCCCACCAUUUUCAAGUCCGUCAAGUCUUUCGACGAGUGGUUCAACACGCCAUUUGCAAACACUGGUGGUCAAGAUAAGAUGGAACUUACUGAAGAAGAGCAGCUGCUUGUCAUUCGUCGUCUUCACAAGGUUCUCCGUCCAUUCCUAUUGCGCCGUCUUAAGAAGGAUGUUGAGAAGGAUCUGCCUGACAAGCAAGAGCGAGUCAUUAAGUGUACCUUCUCUGCCCUCCAGGCCAAGCUGUACAAGCAGUUGGUCACCAACAACAGACUUGUGGUCAGCGAUGGCAAGGGCGGCAAGACUGGCAUGCGUGGUUUGAGCAACAUGCUUAUGCAGCUGCGAAAGCUUUGCAACCAUCCGUUUGUUUUCGAGGAGGUUGAGGAGCAGUUGAACCCUGGAAAGGGCACCAACGACCUGCUCUGGCGUACUGCAGGCAAAUUCGAGCUGCUUGACAGGAUAUUGCCAAAAUUCAAGGCCACUGGACACAGAGUUUUGAUGUUCUUCCAGAUGACACAAAUCAUGAACAUCAUGGAGGACUUCUUGCGCUUGAGAGGACUUCAGUAUCUGCGCCUCGAUGGUUCGACCAAGGCGGAUGAUCGGUCAGACCUUCUCAGGCUCUUCAACGCUCCCGAUUCACCUUACUUCUGCUUCUUACUUUCCACUCGCGCUGGUGGUCUCGGUUUGAACCUUCAAACAGCCGAUACUGUCAUCAUCUACGAUUCCGACUGGAACCCUCACCAGGAUCUUCAAGCACAGGAUCGUGCUCACCGUAUCGGUCAAAAGAACGAAGUCCGCAUCUUGCGUCUUAUCAGCUCCAACUCCGUUGAAGAAAAGAUUCUCGAACGUGCGAACUUCAAGCUUGACAUGGAUGGCAAGGUCAUCCAGGCCGGUAAAUUCGAUAACAAGUCUACGAACGAGGAACGUGAUGCAAUGCUUAGGAUCAUGCUUGAGUCUGCCGAGGCUGCCGAAAACCUUGAACAGGCCGAGAUGGACGACGAUGACCUCAACAUGAUCAUGAUGCGGUCUCCCGACGAAUUAGAUGUGUUCCAGAAAAUCGAUGAGGAUCGUGCCUUGAACGACGCUUAUGGUCCCAACAAGAAAUAUCCUCGUCUCUUCAGCGAAGGCGAGUUGCCGGACAUCUACGUCAACGAUGAGACAGCCGUCGUGGAAGAGAUCGAGGAGAACUAUGGCCGUGGUGCCAGAGAGCGAACGAAGGUCAAAUAUGACGAUGGGCUCACCGAAGAACAGUGGUUGGAGGCUGUCGACAACGACGAGGACUCAAUCGAGGCCGCUAUCGCUCGCAAGGAUGCCAAAACGGCUCGUCGCGCGGCCAGAAAAGAGGGCAAGUUGCGAACUGAGUAUGGUCUGGGUGACUCUCCUCCCGAGUCUCGUGCCACAUCAGAAGAGCCUGUGCCGAAGAAGCGUGGCCGUAAACCUAAGGCUGCUGAAAAGCGUAAAGUUGACGAAGCUUCUCUGGACGGCGAUGCAACCCCUGCGCCUCGCAAGCGUGGACGUGCUGCCAAGAUAACAGAGACACUCAGUUCAGAGGACAGGGCAAGCCUCCAGAAAAUACUUAACAACGUGUAUGAGGCCCUCAAUGACCUGGAAGAACCUCCACCACCAGAUGAUGAUCUGCCGCCGCGUGGUAUUAUCGAUCCUUUCAUCGAGCUACCUGACAAGUACGACUACCCGGACUACUAUCAGAUCAUCACGAAGCCGAUAUGCAUGAACACCAUCAAGAAAAAGAUCAACAAGAAGGAGUACCAGAACCUCAGGCAGUUUAGACAGGACAUUGCUCUCCUGUGCAGCAACUGUCGCACGUACAACGAGGAUACUUCCGUUUUAUACCAGGACGCCAAUCUCAUCGAGGAAACGUGCGUUCAGAAGCUCAAGGAAGAGACCGAGGAGUACCCUCAGUUUGCCGACUUUGGUGAAAAGGAUGGUUCAAUGCGACCUUCGACUGGCCCGGUGUCUAGUGUCGGCACGCCCUUGGCCUCGGGAGGACUGACCGUAGGGUGAUGAUUAGUCUUCAUGACAAGCAAUUGACGGAGUUUUAACGAGCGAAGUGGGGUCUUUUCAAGCCUACGCUGCAAGAGCGGGGGUGGUGGAGAUGUUUUCUGCAAAACCCCUUUAAUCACUUUCCACGUGUUGCUUGCCCCUGGUGCUGCUGCUACUACUGCAGCUGUCAGAGGGAAGCGGGUUGGUGAAAUGGCAUACGGCGCAAUCGAGAGAUAAACAGGAUUGAUCUGCAUCAAGACACAGACAUGCGGCGUGGAUGGGUUGGUUCUUUAUUUUCAACUUUUUUUCUCUCCCUUGCUUCUUUGCUUCGGCGGCUGUCUGCUUGUGUACUGUAGAAUUCCGAGGGCACGUCAGGCAGAAUGCGACAUGCACGAAAAAAACAUGAUGUUUGGUGGGAUGGAUGUGUGCUGGUGUGUGAGUGCCUUGUCUCUUUCUUGCAGCCCUUGGGUCCUAGAGAAAUUGAAGUCGCAUGUCAGUCUCC
Aplosporella prunicola CBS 121167 is the source of this 4988-nucleotide messenger RNA. RefSeq lists its product as uncharacterized. Lineage: Eukaryota; Fungi; Ascomycota; Dothideomycetes; Botryosphaeriales; Aplosporellaceae. The transcript is spliced from 4 exons. Gene Ontology annotation, molecular function: ATP-dependent chromatin remodeler activity; histone binding; ATP binding. Gene Ontology annotation, cellular component: nucleus. Gene Ontology annotation, biological process: positive regulation of transcription by RNA polymerase II. Bases 311 to 4507 code for a protein of 1398 amino acids. The record is from RefSeq and is a predicted model, not a curated record.